This is a messenger RNA of Penicillium lagena, 1776 nucleotides long. RefSeq lists its product as uncharacterized. The record is from RefSeq and is a predicted model, not a curated record. Gene Ontology annotation, biological process: semaphorin-plexin signaling pathway. The transcript has a single exon. Gene Ontology annotation, molecular function: semaphorin receptor activity. Lineage: Eukaryota; Fungi; Ascomycota; Eurotiomycetes; Eurotiales; Aspergillaceae. Bases 1 to 1776 code for a protein of 591 amino acids.
AUGUCCGCACCUAUUGUCACUAAAAUCAAUCCAACAUCCGGCCCCGUUACUGGUGGGAAUACAGCAGUCGUCAGCGGCUCCGGGUUCAUAUUCGCCACGUCAGUGAGAUUCGGCUCAACGGCUGCCACCUCGUUCACCGUGAUCUCUAGCACAGUGAUAACCGCCGUGGUUCCACCAGGUCCUGGCGCUGGCGGCAACGUCUCCAUCCUCGUCACUGGACCAGGUGGUACCAGUGCCGCCGGCACCACUUACACCUAUAUAGUGGUUCCUGUCGUGAGCAAUGUGAGCCCCACUAGCGGCCCUGCUGCUGGCGGAAACACCGUAACCAUCAGCGGCUCUGGAUUCGCGAACGCCACGUCAGUGAGAUUCGGCUCAACUGCUGCCACCUCGCUCACCGUGGUCUCCAGCACAGUGAUAACCGCCGUGGUUCCACCAGGUCCUGGCGCUGGCGGCAACGUCUCUGUCCUCGUCACUGGACCAGGUGGUACCAGUGCCGCUGGCACCACUUACACCUAUAUAGUGGCUCCUGUCGUGAGCAGUGUGAGCCCCACUAGCGGCCCUGCUGCUGGCGGAAACACCGUAACCAUCAGCGGCUCUGGGUUCGCGAACGCCACGUCAGUGAGAUUCGGCUCAACUGCUGCCACCUCGCUCACCGUGGUCUCCAGCACAGUGAUAACCGCCGUGGUUCCACCAGGUCCUGGCGCUGGCGGCAACGUCUCCGUCCUCAUCACUGGACCAGGUGGUACCAGUGCCGCCGGCACUACCUACACUUAUACUGCCACUCCAACUCCUACCAUCACAGGGCUUACCCCCUCGGCCGGGCCGGUAUCCGGAGGGAAUACUGUCACUAUCAUAGGCUCGAACCUCAAUGGCGCCACCGAGGUUACGUUUGCUGGUACCCCAGCCAGUACUUUCACAAUAUCAUCACCCACUCAAGUGAAUGCUCUGGCUCCACCAGGCACAGUUGGGACUGCCCCUGUAGUGGUCAUAACGUCUGCUGGUACUAGUGCGGGAUUCGAGUAUACUUAUAUUGCACCACCUGCACCGAUGGCAGUGUUUCCUACUACGGGUGUCAUAGCUGGCGGCGAAAUUGUCACCAUCACCGGUACUAAUCUCUUGGAUACCACCAGUGUGAAUUUCGGAACCACCCCCGCAGCUAGCUUUACGGUCGUCAGUGAUACGGAAAUCGAUGCUAUCACACCAAUGCACCUUCCUGGCACGAUCCCAAUCAAUAUUGCCACACUGGGCGGCACAGAUAACUCCCUUAGCUUCCAAUUCCAGCCGCCACCGGCAAUUAGUUCCAUCACUCCAACUUCUGGUCCAAUUGCGGGAGGCGCUAUGGUGGCCAUUACUGGGGCAGGCUUGAUCAAUACCAAUGACGUCUACUUUGGGACAACUCCAGCAAUGGCCUUUGCUAUUAGCUCGGAUAACACGGUAACCGCAACGUCCCCCGCCGGAGCAGCAGGGGUUAGGGCUGUAACAGUUAAUACUGCUUCUGCCACUAGCAACGGCGCCAUGUUUCUAUAUGUCGAUAGGCCGACAUUUACUAGCGUGUCUCCUACUGGUGGCGCCAUUGCCGGUGGCAAUUAUGUGACUCUUACUGGAAGGAGUUUCACGACAGCCACUAAUGUCGUUUUUGGGACUAACCCAGCUGCAUUCAGUGUCCUCAGCGACACCUUGAUUAGUGCAGUUGCACCUUCUGGCACUAGUGCGGUUUCUGUAACUGUUAUGAACCCUGGAGGCACUAGUGGUGCUCGGACGUACAUUUACUCUUAA